AUGAUGCUCCAUCCAGAGCCCAGCCCAAAGCCCUUUCAGCCCGGCAAAGACAAGCCUGUGCCUAUGCCAGAGUCGCCCGAGAGGAUGGCUGCUGAGAUCGGACGCUAUCCCACCCCACCUGACGACGACUCCAUGGAGCAGCUCAAGCGAUAUCCCACUCCUCCAGAUGACGACUCCAUGGACCCGCUUGAGCGCUACCCCACGCCACCUGAUGACGAUGCGGUCGAAUCACCAGAGGACGUCGAGCCCCGCAAGCCAAAGGGCGGCUGCGGCAGUGGCGGCUGCACCAAGCCCAAGCCUGACCCGAAAGAGCUCAACAACGAAGAUGGCCCGAAGCCCAAGCCAUGGCCAGGAACGCCAGGCUUUCCUCCUCCCAAUGCCGUGGCCCUUGAUGGUACUGACGGCAGGCCUUCACCAAGACCAACGAAGCCUAAGGGCGGCGGCAGCACUCGUCGGUCCGACAACGAAGCUGAGCCUCUCUUGGCAGCAGCAGCUCAACAGGUAGCCGGCCCCAAGAAGCCCCAACCAUACCCCAUCACGCCUCCGUACCCUCCAAACGUGCUGCAAAUGGACUCUUCAUUGACUUCUGCCAAGGUCGGGGAGCUCAACCUAGACGAUGAUCCAGAAAAGCCCGUAAAGCCGAAGCCAGUUCGUCCGCCUGGAGCCCCUGGCCGGUACCAGCUGGACCUAGACGACGGUCCAGACAAGCCCGUUCGACCCAAACCAACCUUCCCUGAUGGAGCACCGGGCAGAGAUGCCGUGCAGCUGGGACCCGACAAACCAGUCCGCCCCAAACCCACAUUCCCCGACGGUGCCCCGGCCAGAGAUGUUGUGCAGCUGGGACCCGAGAAGCCCGUUCGACCCAAACCCACCUUCCCCGACGGCGCUCCUGGCAGAGAUGCAGCUGCUGUGAUGCUGGAGGAGAGCGGCGAUCCGAUUCGGGAUCCUUUCCCUCGGGGUCCUCACGGUCCUCAGCCGGAUGGGCCGAAGAUGGUUGAAGUUGAUGCCUGA
Messenger RNA from Cyphellophora attinorum, 1011 nucleotides. RefSeq lists its product as uncharacterized. The coding region runs from base 1 to 1011 and encodes 336 amino acids. Lineage: Eukaryota; Fungi; Ascomycota; Eurotiomycetes; Chaetothyriales; Cyphellophoraceae. The transcript is spliced from 2 exons. The record is from RefSeq and is a predicted model, not a curated record.